Spodoptera litura is the source of this 2958-nucleotide messenger RNA. RefSeq lists its product as uncharacterized. The record is from RefSeq and is a predicted model, not a curated record. NCBI's taxonomy places the organism in Eukaryota, Metazoa, Arthropoda, Insecta, Lepidoptera, Noctuidae.
UAUGAGACAUGGUUUUGGUCGUCAUCUCUCGUACUAUGUACUUACUUAUACGAAGGUAGUAGAAUAGGUGCCCAGUAGCUGUAAGUGUGAACACAAACAACAUUACUGAAUUGAGAUUAUAAGCAGAAUUUACGAUCCUCGAAAGGUAAGCGUAAGAAGGAUGGGUAUCAUUGCUAUAUUUAGCUACCAUCAUUCCAAUCACCAGCCAAUCACAUAAUGACGAGCUACCUUUAAUGAGACACAUCUGCGUACAAGCAGUGCCGGACUCCGUAGCUAUUCCUGAAGGAAGGACGUUAAUACUUAAUUUUGAGUUUUUAACCAUUUACCCAAUGCGUGAUCUUAGAAUGGAAUGGCGAAUUGGGACGGUAAUAUUUCAGCGCACCACCUUCUCACAAAAAGGGCAAUUGAUUACCGCUAAGCUGGUGAUACGGAAGGUACGACCACAAAUGACUGGAAAGGUCCUUGGUUUUCUCUCUGUAAGGACAAGGACAAGCGUUAAGCUACUUUCAAUAGUUCAGAGCUCCUGUGUGGUGUAUGAAUAUAGAGACAAAUGUUCCCGAUUUUACAAAAUUUUAAAUAAUGUAAUCCGCCUAAAACAGGACAAGGAGCAUAAUAAAUUGAUAAUAUCAGUCAACAGAUGGACACAUUUUAUUCGUAUUAAAAUACACAGAAAUGUAACCUACACACAAAAACCGGACUCAAAACUUCGUAAUAAGUUGGUACUAAAGUCAAUUGUACCCGCUCAAAGGCCUGGAACUCCAUCCUGGGCCCAAUACUUCAAGAGAAAUAUAUGCAAAAAAAAAGUCAAACGUUUGACCAGGCUCCAUAGAAGUGUUUAUGAUAUAAAGAUCUAUAUGAGUUCUCAAGAAAGCACUUCUUCUUCUUCUACGAGUCAGCUACACUAUAGUCCUCUUUUGAGGCCCGAGAUCCGACGAAUUCGAAGACUAUUACCCCCUAUACCCCGUAACUUGCCACAACGUCAAGUAGGCCGUAGAGUAAUAAACUUGCCAUUUCCGAGCCGCUGGUCACAUUGGGAGAGUGUACAACCUACAUUGAGGCUACGAUCAUUGCCUGUCCCCGUACGAACCUUACCAUACCCUCUCUGGCUUAAUGGGUAUCUAAGACGAGAAGCGACACCCCAAGCAGGCGUGACGCGUCAGGGACAGUACGAUGGUCUAAAUGUACCGGAUCCACCAAGACGCUACCCGGUUUGUCUAGAGGCUACAUAUAGAACCCACCGCCGUCUAAUACCACCACUCCCACCAAGACGACAAUUACUCCCCAACUAUACAAGAACGAACCCUGGGUUAGAUAGACAACAUAGUCGCGAAGUAAUGCCCCAAGCGAUUGUUAGCAGACCACAGAAUUAUAAUAAUGAGGACCACCUACCAGCUGUGCAAAGACGCUGCGAAUAUAAACCUGACCAUUUACAACUCACACCAACAGAUCGGCGCUUCGUGACUCCCCCUUCAAAUCUGGGAUCACAAUUACGCGAUACUAUAUCGCACAGCAGCCAACCACCAACCGCAAAUAUGUCAUCACAUUCAUCAACACCAAGCGCAGUACUUUGUAAAUCUCCGCCUAUAACAAAGACAUUCGUUUUAGAAGAAAAAGAAGGAAAACAUGAUGACUAUCUUUAUCACUGGUCUUACAGAGAAAAUAAUGAAUGUGAAACCCAAACGAAGAAAAACAUGACAGAAAUUAAAAACCCACUGUUUUCUCCAUCAUCUUUGAAGAAAGAUCACGAAUUUGGAGCAAACCGGUGUGAGCUUUUCAAAAAUCUCGAAGAGCCCAUCAAAGUCCUAUCACCGUCAUCUUCAAAGUGGGUGCCACCAACGUGGGCUAAGUGGCUUUCCCCGUCUCCUGAUGUAGGAAUAGAGUCAUUCCAAGAAACCGUUGAUAUUGAAGGUCAAGCGAGUGUAGUUUCUACAGAAACGGGUCCGCUUGAAGAACUUAAGGCUGUAGAUUCGGUGAUAACAUUGACCACAAAAAAUGAAAUACAUAUAACUAAAGCGGACGAAGACCAGGAUGGACAGCUACCUAUGAGAUUCGCUAUUCCCGUGAGACCAAGAUCAUUACCGAGAAGGGUCUUGGCGCGUUGUAUAAAUAUGAUGACGAAUUGUUGCACAUGGAUGAACAUGUGGGGACACUCAAUAUUUAAAACUGAAAGCUCCGACAGGACGGAUUCCAUUGAGUCCGAGUCGAGCUCUAGCCUGAGUGGAUCCUUCCGAUUGAGCCAACUGUUGGCGCGAAACCAGCCAGCGCCGGUGAUUGACGUAUAAAUCUUGUCGCAAGGCAUACCUCAACCUUGCACUGAUCCUGCUCCGUCUCACUAGAAGAAACCUCAUCAACUGACUAAAAACGGGCCCAAAUCAAGAUUUUAAACGCAAAAUUAUGUACCAAUGUAGUUGGCAUUAUAAUUUAAAUGUGAAUAAGUUUAUACCUACUACGACUACAAAUAUAAUAAUUUAUUUGUUAUCUAUUGUAAACUGACAUGAGUGGGCUGUGUGUCUAGUCAAAAACAGUGACAAGAUCGGGAAAUAACUUUUCACAAAGAAAAAUAAUAACCAAUUAAACUAUAUCAGUCAAUCGAAAAACUAACACAGGUACUAAAUUUUUACUACCCAACAAACCUGCGAAGACGGAGUCACGUCGUAAGGAUGUUUAUGGAGACACACAUGGAAAAUGGAGACACACAUGAAAUCACUACCAACUCAAAUGUCCGACUACAACUAACUAUAAUUAUACCGUGCAUACAAUUAACUUCUUACAUUAUCCAAACAACGAGAACCAAAGACAAACCAGUAGAGAGGUGAAUGGAGUUAUAAAUACAGAGAUAACAAAAGACCACCAGAGAACUAUUAGCCAAAGAGAUGAAGUUAUCUGAUCAUCUAGUCUGUUGUCAGUCGACAACAAUACCUACAGGGCCACAUUGUCAAUAAAUAAAUAUUAGUAAAU